Messenger RNA from Triplophysa dalaica, 2859 nucleotides. It is a transcript of the gene hhipl1, whose product is annotated as HHIP-like 1. NCBI's taxonomy places the organism in Eukaryota, Metazoa, Chordata, Actinopteri, Cypriniformes, Nemacheilidae. The record is from RefSeq and is a predicted model, not a curated record. The transcript is spliced from 9 exons. The coding region runs from base 227 to 2629 and encodes 800 amino acids. Gene Ontology annotation, cellular component: membrane.
CACGUUUUGUAACUUAGACGUGGUGGAGAUGAAGUAACGUAUGAUACAAAUCCAGCAAUCCAUUUGCUCUACCACAGUUAAAUCCGACGUGUAUCUGUUUGGAAAAGGUUGAUGAUUAAAAUCAGGGCAAAGUGCAUAGCUGUGAACAAGCCAGCGAGGACGUACGACGAGUUUAUUCGCCAUUGCACAACUUUGCUUUAAUGUAACAGGAGUUGGGCACCGGGAUAUGAGCGCUAUGUGCUCCUUUUGCGACGUUCUCGGGCGCUUAUGGCAAUCGCCGGUUCUUCUGUUUUAUUUGCUGGGGUUUUGGAUAGCACCUGCGUUACUGCAUCCGCAAUGCUUGGAUUUUAAAGCCCCUUUUCGGCCUCAACAGGAGCUUCAGUUCUGUCAGAUGUAUAAAUACUUCGGCUGCUGUGACUAUGCCAGGGACCAAGAGCUGAUGGCAAAAUAUUACCGAGUAAUGGAUAACUUUGAUUAUUACGGGUACUCGAACUGUGCCGCGUACGUGCAGGAUCUACUGUGCCAGGAAUGCUCUCCAUAUGCUGCUCACCUGUUUGAUGCUGAAGACCCCAGCACACCUUUAAAGACCCUCCCAGGACUCUGCCCAGACUACUGCUCUCUGCUCCAUUCCAAGUGCAGUUCGUUCCUUCCACUGCUGUCCGACGAUCCACGUGUUCAAGAGCUUCAGCAUGACCAGCGCGGGCUCUGUCAGCACCUGGAACUGGAUGACCCAGAUUACUGUUAUCCUCAUCUUCUAAGCAAUGAACUGUUAACCAAAAACCUGGGCCGCACCGCAGCUGACUCGGAGGGCUGUCUGCAGCUGUGUUUAGAGGAGGUAGCCAAUGGACUCAAAAACCCUCUUGCCAUGGUUCACGCCAACGAUGGCACACACAGGUUUUUUGUCGCCGAGCAAGUCGGCGUGGUCUGGGUCUACCUUCCAGAUCGAUCUAGGCUUGAACGGCCGUUUCUAAACAUCACAAAAGCUGUGUUGACAUCCCCAUGGGAAGGUGAUGAAAGAGGUUUUCUGGGACUUACCUUUCACCCCAAAUUUAAAUACAACGGAAAGCUGUAUGUGUACUAUUCGGUGGAGGUGGGCUUGGAUGAGAGAAUCCGCAUCAGCGAGUUCCGAAUUUCCUCAACGGAUAUGAACGUGGUUGACCACAGCUCGGAAAGAAUUAUUUUGGAAAUUGAUGAACCUGCUUCAAAUCACAAUGGUGGCCAGCUUCUGUUCGCCGAUGAUGGGUACUUGUACAUCUUCACUGGUGAUGGUGGAAUGGCAGGCGAUCCAUUUGGGAAAUACGGAAAUGCACAAAACAAAUCUGCCCUGCUGGGAAAGGUUCUUCGCAUUGAUGUGGAUGACAACGAGAGGGGACCGCUGUAUAGAAAUCCACCGGACAAUCCAUUUGUGCGUGACGCUAACGCUAGACCAGAGGUGUUCGCCUACGGGGUGCGUAACAUGUGGAGAUGCUCGGUAGACAGAGGGGAUCCUAUGAACAAAGACGGAAAAGGACGAAUCUUCUGUGGGGAUGUGGGCCAAAAUAAAUACGAAGAAAUAGACAUUGUCGAGAAGGGCCGGAAUUAUGGCUGGAGAGCAAAAGAGGGCUUUUCUUGUUAUGACAAGAAACUCUGUGCUAAUAGCUCGUUGGAUGACGUCCUCCCGAUUUACGCAUAUCCACACAAAAUUGGUAAAUCUGUCACAGGAGGAUAUGUGUACAGAGGCUGUGAAUAUCCAAACUUAAACGGCAUGUACAUAUUUGGAGACUUUAUGAGUGGACGCCUGAUGAGUUUGAAAGAAAACACAAACACAGGCAGGUGGGAGUACAAUGAGAUUUGCAUGGGCAUGGGUCUGACCUGUUCAUUUCCAGGCCUCAUCAACCAUUACUAUACGUACAUCAUUUCAUUUGCGGAAGAUGAAGCCGGUGAAGUCUAUUUCAUGUCCACCGAAGUACCAAGUGCAACAUCACCUACAGGUGUGGUGUACAAGAUUGUUGACCCCUCAAGACGUGCGGCCCCAAGAAAAUGUCAUUAUGACCCACUUCCAGUUCGUGUUAAGAGCAACCUAAUACCAUUCGAGCCAAAGGAAACACUUAUAGGAUCCAGUGUUCCGACUAAGCAUCCAAGACUCGCAGAUCAGGAGAAAUCUCGUGAACCGGAUUUAAAAGAGCUACUGGACAUCUUAAGCGAGCCGGAUGGACAGAACCCCACCCCGUUCACCCCAACCACCCCCAAACCUCUCAGGACAUCCCGCCAACGGAAGGGAAGACGCAGGAAGGGCAAGCACAAGAAUGGAACCGUGAGGUUGGUCGGGGACGAGGAAGGUCGACAGGACCGGGGAAGAGUGGAGGUGUAUGUCAACGGGGAAUGGGGGACUGUUUGCGAUGAUCUCUGGAACACCAAGAACGCAGUGGUGGUCUGUCGACAGCUGGGGUUCCAACACGCACUUAAGGCUGCCAAGCACGCCGAGUUCGGGGAGGGCAAGAACCUGAAUAUUAUUUUAGAUGAUGUGCAAUGUGAGGGGACGGAAGAAACUCUCCUGGAUUGUCAACAUGCCGGGGUGGGCAAACAUAACUGUGCUCACUACGAAGAUGCAGGAGUUAUAUGUGGAAGUUCACCUCCAGGUGUGAAAUAAUCGGGAAAAUAGAUCUUGUUAUUUGUUGUAGCACAUAGGUCUACCUCAUCUGUUUCUGUAACUUAGAUACAGAGGACACAUGAAGUAUAAUUAUAUGUGACUAAACAAUCAUGUUGAUCUUGAUUUGCUGCUCAAUUCAUAGACCUAUGUGGAUGUUUACCAUUUGUAUGAAAAUGAUGUCAAACUUCGUAUCUUCUUCACAGUUUAAGUCAUAAAUACAUUUAAAAAUA